ACGAACAAAGAACGUCGAUGGACGAUCGACGAACGAUGACAGACGAAAGACGAAGCACAAAACACGAACAGCGU
Molecule: messenger RNA, 74 nt
Organism: Gryllus bimaculatus (two-spotted cricket)
Lineage: Eukaryota; Metazoa; Arthropoda; Insecta; Orthoptera; Gryllidae
Source: the annotation of a GenBank genome assembly